GGCCUGCGGCUGCGGGGAGCGGCGGGGCCGGGAGCGGGCGCCGGAGCCGAGCCGAGCCGGAGCAGGCGCCGGAGGCCGGCGCGGCGAGCAGCAACCAUGUCGGUGUUCGGGAAGCUGUUCGGGGCUGGAGGGGGUAAGGCGGGCAAGGGCGGCCCGACCCCCCAGGAGGCCAUCCAGCGGCUUCGGGACACGGAGGAGAUGCUAAGCAAGAAGCAGGAGUUCCUGGAGAAGAAGAUCGAACAGGAGCUGACUGCUGCCAAGAAGCACGGCACCAAAAACAAACGCGCGGCCCUGCAGGCUCUGAAGCGCAAGAAGAGGUAUGAGAAGCAGCUGGCACAGAUCGAUGGCACCCUGUCAACCAUCGAGUUCCAGCGGGAGGCCCUGGAGAAUGCCAACACCAACACAGAGGUGCUCAAGAACAUGGGCUAUGCCGCCAAGGCCAUGAAGGCUGCCCACGACAACAUGGACAUUGAUAAAGUGGACGAGUUAAUGCAGGACAUUGCUGACCAGCAGGAACUUGCAGAGGAGAUUUCCACAGCUAUUUCCAAACCUGUAGGCUUUGGGGAAGAGUUUGAUGAGGACGAGCUCUUGGCAGAGUUGGAGGAACUUGAACAGGAGGAGCUAGACAAGAAUUUGCUGGAGAUCAGUGGGCCCGAAACAGUCCCGCUACCAAAUGUCCCCUCUGUAGCCCUACCGUCCAAACCCGUCAAGAAGAAGGAAGAGGAAGACGACGACAUGAAGGAAUUGGAGAACUGGGCCGGAUCCAUGUAACUGGUCCAGCAUAGGCUGGGCCCGGACAGACUCUGGUGGCCUGUGCGACGGGCAGGCGCGUGCGUGCGUGCGCAGGGCAGGCAGGACGCGGUGCAGGCAGCCUCCAUCGCUCAGCUCUCACCCAAAGCAGUAGCCGCAUCACUGCCCACUCUCGCAUAGCAUGGUCUGUGCCCAGGG
Peromyscus eremicus (cactus mouse) is the source of this 948-nucleotide messenger RNA. It is a transcript of the gene Chmp4b, whose product is annotated as charged multivesicular body protein 4B. The transcript is spliced from 5 exons. The record is from RefSeq and is a predicted model, not a curated record. Gene Ontology annotation, cellular component: cytoplasmic side of plasma membrane; multivesicular body; ESCRT III complex. NCBI's taxonomy places the organism in Eukaryota, Metazoa, Chordata, Mammalia, Rodentia, Cricetidae. Bases 97 to 771 code for a protein of 224 amino acids. Gene Ontology annotation, biological process: late endosome to vacuole transport via multivesicular body sorting pathway; vesicle budding from membrane.